CGUUAUGCUGACUGACGGGGGACUAUAUCUUGUCUCCAUCGAUCUGGCAUUUGCACUGCGCAGCUUACCUUGGUAACGUGAACUCUGCAUACCAUAACAACAUGCCUGCAGACAAGAGGAAGAAGUCCAAGACGCCAGAGGAGGUCCCAGAGCCGGGUAACCCGGAAAGGAAGAGAGUGUUGAACGUCCUAGCUCAAAGGAGAUAUCGUCAACGGCGACGAGAGAAAAUAGCGGCAUUGGAAGCCCAAGCAAAACAGUCGUCCGAUCAACAACAUGAUGGCGGCGCCUGGCUCGAACCACAGAAUACAGCCAGCGCAGCCUCAGAGACCAUGUCAGAAGAGUCGCCUGAAGGAAUCGAAGAAGUGAUACGAGACGCAGAAUACGUUGGCUUUGCUUCAUUAGACUUCAAUCAGGUCCCACUAGAUAUGCAACUCUUCCAAGAUUUCAGCUUCUCCAACCUCCCCAGUCCAAUACCCUCCACCCCGACAUCGACAGAGCCGUCUCUCAACUUCCCCAUAACCCCUGACGGCGGGCAACUCAGCAUCCCCAUCCUUCCUGUUAUGCGCGCCUUUGCUACAAUAGCGACAGCUCUCGACCUCGUAAGCCACAUCUAUGACCCAUCGUAUCUUCACACCCUCCCGCCGGCACCGCCCCCGAGCCUUCCGUCAAACCUACACCCAACGCCAUCACAAAUCACCAUCCCACAUCACCCCUUUAUCGAUACCCUGCCAUGGCCGUCCGUUCGGGAGAAGCUCAUCUGCAUGUUCUCAUUGCCUUCUGCACUGCGUCCACCCAUUGCGCAAGACGACGAGGGCGAUGAAGGCCAAAGCAAAGCUGUGGUACGGCUUGCUCAAGACUUGGAUGACUGCAAUGAGGGGGUGAGGAUCCAUGGGAAUAUGGUAGGGUGGCAUGCGUCGAACGAGCUGGUGGAGGAGGCGUGGGAGAUAGGUGAAGUCUUCUUCAGGAAUUGGUGGUGGUGCCUUGACGGGAAGAUUGUCGAAACUACAAAUCGACGUAGGAGGGAGAGAGGGUUGGGCGCGCUGAGGAUCAAAGGAUAAACUUCAUCAACGUAGGUUGUAGAACGUAAAGGCUUCGCUUCGAGUAGCGAAACCCCUCAUUACCCCCCGAAGGCCUCCAGGAGUCGUCUUCGGAGCCAAACAUUUAGGCAUGCUUGUAUGUAUCUCACGCCAGUUAUUGAGAAAAUAAUA
This is a messenger RNA of Trematosphaeria pertusa, 1208 nucleotides long. RefSeq lists its product as uncharacterized. The coding region runs from base 102 to 1058 and encodes 318 amino acids. Gene Ontology annotation, molecular function: DNA-binding transcription factor activity. NCBI's taxonomy places the organism in Eukaryota, Fungi, Ascomycota, Dothideomycetes, Pleosporales, Trematosphaeriaceae. The transcript has 4 exons. Gene Ontology annotation, biological process: regulation of DNA-templated transcription. The record is from RefSeq and is a predicted model, not a curated record.